AUGAUCCUAGACUGGGGUACACCACCUUCUGUCUAUAGUCCAAGAUAUGUGCAACUCUACUGUGUUGUUACAGUGGCUGUGUUGACGGAAGUGUACGGUGUCAAGAAGCCCCCAGCAACUGUAACGAAGUGUACAUCCCAGUGUGUGACCAUGUCCCCAGACUGGGUGGCUGUAUUGACGGGAGUGCACGGUGUCAAGAAGUGUCCCAGCAACUGUAACGAAGUGUACGUCCCAGUGUGUGGCCAUGACCCCAGACUGGGGUACACCACCUUCUUGGCUGUAUUGACGGGAGUGCACGGUGUCAAGAAGUGUCCCAGCAACUGUAACGAAGUGUACGUCCCAGUGUGUGGCCAUGACCCCAGACUGGGGUACACCACCUUCUUGGCUGUGUUGACGGGAGUGCACGGUGUCAAGAAGUGUCCCAGCAACUGUAACGAAGUGUACAUCCCAGUGUGUGACCAUGACCCCAGACUGGGGUACACCACCUUCUUGGCUGUGUGGACGGGAGUGUACGGUGUCAAGAAGUGUCCCAGCAACUGUAACGAAGUGUACAUCCUAGUGAGUGGCUAUGACCCCAGACUGGGGUACACCACCUUCUUGGCUGUGUUGACGGGAGUGCACGGUGUCAAGAAGUGUCCCAGCAACUGUAACGAAGUGUACAUCCCAGUGUGUGGCCAUGACCCCAGACUGGGGUACACCACCUUCUUGGCUGUGUUGACGGGAGUGCACGGUGUCAAGAAGUGUCCCAGCAACUGUAACGAAGUGUACAUCCCAGUGUGUGGCCAUGACCCCAGACUGGGGUACACCACCUUCUUGGCUGUGUUGACGGGAGUGCACGGUGUCAAGAAGUGUCCCAGCAACUGUAACGAAGUGUACAUCCCAGUGUGUGGCCAUGACCCCAGACUGGGGUACACCACCUUCUUGGCUGUGUUGACGGGAGUGCACGGUGUCAAGAAGUGUCGCAGCAACUUGGCUGUGUUGACGGGAGUGCACGGUGUCAAGAAGUGUCCCAGCAACUGUAACGAAGUGUACAUCCCAGUGUGUGGCCAUGACCCCAGACUGGGUGGCUGUGUGGACGGGAGUGUACGGUGUCAAGUCAAGAAGUGUCUCAGCAACUCUACAGUGGCUGUGUUGACGGGAGUGCACGGUGUCAAGAAGUGUCCCAGCAACUGUAACGAAGUGUACAUCCUAGUGAGUGGCCAUGACCCCAGACUGGGGUACACCACCUUCUUGGCUGUGUUGACGGGAGUGCACGGUGUCAAGAAGUGUCCCAGCAACUUGGCUGUGUUGACGGGAGUGCACGGUGUCAAGAAGUGUCCCAGCAACUGUAACGAAGUGUACAUCCCAGUGUGUGGCCAUGACCCCAGACUGGGGUACACCACCUUCUUGGCUGUGUUGACGGGAGUGCACGGUGUCAAGAAGUGUCGCAGCAACUUGGCUGUGUUGACGGGAGUGCACGGUGUCAAGAAGUGUCCCAGCAACUGUAACGAAGUGUACAUCCCAGUGUGUGGCCAUGUCCCCAGACUGGGGUACACCACCUUCUGUCUACAGUCCAAGAUAUUGGCUGUGUUGACGGGAGUGCACGGUGUCAAGAAGUGUCGCAGCAACUUGGCUGUGUUGACGGGAGUGCACGGUGUCAAGAAGUGUCGCAGCAACUUGGCUGUGUUGACGGGAGUGCACGGUGUCAAGAAGUGUCGCAGCAACUGUAACGAAGUGUACAUCCCAGUGUGUGGCCACGAUCCUAGACUGGGGUACACCACCUUCUUGGCUGUGUUGACGGAAGUGUACGGUGUCAAGAAGUGUCGCAGCAACUGUAACGAAGUGUACAUCCCAGUGUGUGGCCACGAUCCUAGACUGGGGUACACCACCUUUGUCUAUAGUCCAAGAUAUGUACAACUCUACUGUGUUGUUACAGUGGCUGUGUUGACGGGAGUGCACGGUGUCAAGAAGUGUCGCAGCAACUGUAACGAAGUGUACAUCCCAGUGUGA
Messenger RNA from Macrosteles quadrilineatus (aster leafhopper), 1989 nucleotides. RefSeq lists its product as uncharacterized. The transcript has 20 exons. The record is from RefSeq and is a predicted model, not a curated record. Bases 1 to 1989 code for a protein of 662 amino acids. Lineage: Eukaryota; Metazoa; Arthropoda; Insecta; Hemiptera; Cicadellidae.